AUGGCUUUCGCAGAGCACUCAUCGCUGACCCCUCACCGUCGUCGGGAUCUCUGUAGCCGCUCCAUCUGGCUAGCAAGAAAGAUUCGUUCAGACCUGACGGCUCUUAUGGAAUCUUAUGUGAAGCAUCAGGGCCUGCCCAAGGACAUGGACCUGGAUUCUGUGGAUGGUGUGCCAAUGGCAAGCACUGAUCGCUGGAGUGAGCUGCCUGAGGCAGAACGACUCCUAGAGAACCUCCAAGCUUAUCGUACCUUCCAUGGUAUGUUGAUCAGGCUUUUAGAUGACCAACGGGUGCAUUUCACUCCAGCUAACAGUGACUUCCAUCAAGCAAUACAUACCCUUCUACUCCAAGUUGCUGCCUUUGCUUACCAGCUGGAAGAAUUAAUGGUGCUCCUGGAACACAAGAUCCCCCCCAGGGAGGCUGAUGCGAUGCCUGAAAUAGUUGGAGAUGGUGGUCUCUUUGAAAAGAAGCUGUGGGGCCUAAAGGUGCUCCAAGAGCUUUCCAAGUGGACAGUAAGGUCCAUCCAUGACCUUCGUGUCAUUUCUUCUCAUCAGACUGGGAUCUCAGCACAUGAAAGCCGAUAUAUUGCUAAUGACAAGAAAAUAUAG
Messenger RNA from Pipistrellus nathusii (Nathusius's pipistrelle), 606 nucleotides. The record is from the annotation of a GenBank genome assembly. NCBI's taxonomy places the organism in Eukaryota, Metazoa, Chordata, Mammalia, Chiroptera, Vespertilionidae.